This is a messenger RNA of Eremothecium sinecaudum, 936 nucleotides long. It is a transcript of the gene FAD1, whose product is annotated as FMN adenylyltransferase. The transcript has a single exon. Lineage: Eukaryota; Fungi; Ascomycota; Saccharomycetes; Saccharomycetales; Saccharomycetaceae. Bases 1 to 936 code for a protein of 311 amino acids. Gene Ontology annotation, molecular function: FMN adenylyltransferase activity. The record is from RefSeq and is a predicted model, not a curated record. Gene Ontology annotation, biological process: FAD biosynthetic process.
AUGACCUAUUCCCUACAUUUGAUUUCACAGCAUUGCUAUAAUAUAACAGCGUCUUACUUAUCAAUAAAAUGUAAUAAUCCUGUUAUUCAGACUACACAAAAUGCGAUCACACUUACCAGACUAGAAUUACUGAAUAAUGUUCUUCCAUGCUGGAAUCCGUUUAAUGGCCAGAUAUCGUUUUCUUAUAACGGAGGUAAGGAUUGCCAGGUUCUACUUAUAAUAUAUUUAAGCUGCCUGUGGGAGUUCUUCUUGGAUAAGGUAUCCGAUUCACAGUAUGACCAAAAAUACCAUAGCAUCCCGCUCAAGAAACUACCCGCCGUUUAUAUCCAUAAUGCCCAGAAUUUCGAAUCAUUAGAACAUUUUAUUGGCUCAAGUGUUGAGAGAUAUGGACUAUCUCUCUAUGAAUCACCCAAAGAAUCUGCAAUAAAUAUGCCGCAAGCUUUCACAGAGUACCUGGAACUCUUCCCCAAUACCAAAGCCAUAAUAAUAGGCAUCAGACACACUGAUCCAUACGCUGAAAACCUUAAAACGAUUCAUAAAACGGACUCUAACUGGCCGGAAUUUAUCAGAGUACAACCGCUUCUGCAUUGGGACUUGGAAAAUAUUUGGAGUUUCUUGCUAUACUCGGGUGAAGAGAUAUGUGGGUUAUAUUCCUUAGGAUUUACGUCUCUUGGAAGUAUGGAUAGAACAGUACGGAACCCUAAUCUAAGAAUUCGGGAAGAUGACAGUAAUUCUGCCGAUCAGGUCUCGUCAUUAAAGAAUCCCUUUGAGUGGGAAAUACAACAUGCAUACGGCAAGCUGAACCCUGAAGAUAAGGUUAACUUAUCACCCAUUACCAGUCCAGACAGGGAAGUUAUCAUGUGGUCGAGUAACGAAAGCUACUAUCCAGGCUGGUAUUUAACUGAUAAUGCCAAGGAACGUGCUGGUCGCCACUGA